Messenger RNA from Clonostachys byssicola, 1047 nucleotides. The record is from the annotation of a GenBank genome assembly. NCBI's taxonomy places the organism in Eukaryota, Fungi, Ascomycota, Sordariomycetes, Hypocreales, Bionectriaceae.
AUGACCACCUUGAGGAACAUCAGCUCUUCCGGUUGCCAUACCGGCUCUCUCAAGGAGCCUGUUCCGUCUCAAGUCUUAUGGACUCAAGAACCACUCAAUCUUCCCGACUACGACUAUCAACAAUACAUGAAAGAUGACCAGAUAUUGCAUCAGGUCAUCUGUCAGCUUCGAACCCAUGGAGUUGCUUUCGUGACUGGCAUUCCCGGCGUGGAAGAGUCUUUGGCUACUAUCGCAACACGGAUUGGUCCGAUCAAAGAUACAUUCUACGGUUACACGUGGGACGUCCGAACUGUCCCGGCCGCUAUCAAUGCUGCAUAUACAUCGCAUGAUUUGGGUUUCCACACGGAUUUGCUCUACUUCCAACAACCACCUCAUAUCCAACUCCUUCACUGCAUCCAGUCUGCGUCCUCUGGAGGAGCUAGUGUGUUUGCAGAUGCCUACAAAGCCGCCGUCGACUUGUUUCACACGGACAUCGAGGCGUUUGAUAUUCUUGCGACAGUUCCCGUCAACUACCAUUACAAUCAUCCUGAUUCAAAUGUGUACAAGACUACCAAGCCUGUUAUUGACCUGAAGGAGCUCCGCAUUGGGGAAACCGUUUACACUCACAUCCAAGACUAUGUGAAGGACAUGCACGCACUUCACGGUCGAGACGGGGGAUUUGAGUGGAGUGAGGCCUCACUCGUGAACUGCAUGGACAAGAUCAAUUGGGGUCCCCCAUUCCUCGCACCCUUCUCUCUGCAUGAUUCCUCUACUCAUCCAGAGCCUUCGAAAUCCCCCGUCUCGGAUCUGAAUAGCAAAGUGGACAGAUGGCAUCAGGCAGCCGUAAAGUUCAACGCAUUACUGCAGAGGCCCGCGUAUUUGUUCGAGAGGAAGAUGAAACCUGGAGAGUGCGUUUUGUUUGAUAACACAAGGACACUCCAUUCGCGCAGGGCAUUUGACAUGGCCGACGUUGGCAAGCCACGAUGGUUGAGAGGCACGUAUGUGGAUAAGGACGCGUACUUUAGCAAGCUUCGUGUGCUACAGCAUAAGAUUCGAACGCCUAAUUGA